Messenger RNA from Prunus armeniaca (apricot), 1143 nucleotides. NCBI's taxonomy places the organism in Eukaryota, Viridiplantae, Streptophyta, Magnoliopsida, Rosales, Rosaceae. The record is from the annotation of a GenBank genome assembly.
AUGGAAAAUAUUCGAGCUGGACUACGAGGAGAAGUCAUUGGCCAAGCGGUUGACAGUGAUGAUGAUGACGAUAAGGAUGAAUGUAAUGAUGACAUGGGACCUGAAGAGCGACACAAUUUCAAACAAGAAUUAUGUGCCUCCAAACAGUCAGCAUGGGAAAGAGAACACCUCCACAAACUUCCUAAUAGAGCACAAGUUUUCGGGACAAAUGGUGGUGCACAGAUGAGACGGGGAGCAAGUGUUAGAGAAUCACAACCAACAUCACUAAUGGCCCCAAGUUUAUAUAAGUCAUCCAAAGCACAACAAAAGAGUGUUUGGAGUUAUUUCGCUGGAGGUAAUGUGAAUGAGGGAAUGGGGCGUCUAAUUACCAAGUUUUUUAUCUAUGAAAAUGUCCCUGCUGAGAAGGGAUCAUCACAUCAUUUCAAAAAUAUGGUAUUGGGAUGUCAACAAACCAGUGUUGGAGUACAACCUCCCACUCCCUAUGAGGUAAGAAACAAAUAUUUGGAAUGGAGUAUAAAGACAUUAGCGAAAGUGUAUCCUACUAUGGGGGCAAUAUAUGAGUUAAUGCGUGUAGUGAAGGAGGAAUUGGAAAGAAAACAUGGUGCAAGACCCGGUGUUGGAGACGAUGGUACCCUUAUACGUGUUGUACACAAAGUAUAUUCUAAAUUAGACCCUGCAUCACCAGUAGUUGGCCAAUUUGGAAAUGAGGGUAACCAACUUUAUCAAUGGAUAAGACCUCUUCAUUUAGAUGAUGAUGAAGGCAACCCAGCUCUAAGAGUUGGUGAAGAAGCACAACUUUUGCGCCCAAGACCAAGAAACAGAGGAAUUCCUCCUUCUUCCAAUCCUACACAACCACAAGAUCCUGCUGAUACUAAUGAUAGCUCUAGUACAAGAUCAGGAGACUCGCUUACCACUAUAGGUGGGAAUGAUGAAGGAUAUAGUGGAGCUGGAGGUAGUGGUGGAUAUGGAAACUAUGUUGGACCACCUCCUGGAUUUAUGAGCCCCUUCACUGGUGAGGCAAACUUCACGCAUGCAACACAAGAUGAGGACCAUGGGAGUAGGCGGGCAAGACCAAGAAUUGGUGCCAUAGGGAAGGACUAUACUUGUAGAGAAAGAGGCAAGACGAUUUUGUCAAGUCAAUAA